Molecule: messenger RNA, 7971 nt
Organism: Linum trigynum
Lineage: Eukaryota; Viridiplantae; Streptophyta; Magnoliopsida; Malpighiales; Linaceae
Source: the annotation of a GenBank genome assembly
CCAGAAAUAUUGCCUCGUCAAACUUGGAAUCAAACUUCCCUAACUUAUCUUUAGUAUUCAAAGCAAAACACCUACACCCAAAGGGAUGAAAGUAGCCUAAAUUUGGCUUCCUAUCCUUCCAUAGCUCAUAAGGUGUUUUAUUCAGUUUAGAACGAAUUAAGGCUCUGUUUAUAGUAUAGCAUGCUGUGUUUAUAGCUUCUGCCCAAAAUUGUUUUGGCACUCCAUAAUCAUUGAUCAUUGUCCUCGCAAUGUCUAUCAAAGUUCGGUUUUUUCUUUCCACGACUUCAUUUUGCUGAGGUGUCCUAGGAGUAGAGAAGUUAUGACUUAUACCAGACUCCUCACAAAACUUGUCAAACUCAUCAGAUAUGAAUUCACCUCCUUGAUCACUCCUAAUGUUUACAACCUUAGUCUCCUUUUCAUUUUCUAGAUGUUUGACUAACUUUCUAAACUUAAGGAAUGUCUCUCCUUUAUUUGAGAGAAACAUUACCCAGGUAAAUCUUGAAAAAUCAUCUACUACCACACAGGCAUAGUAUUUCCACCCAAACUCAUUACAUUGCAAGGACCAAACAGAUCUAAAUGAAGUAAUUCCAACGAUCUUGUUGUUGAAAUAACAUUCUUACUCUUAAAGGAAGAUCUAACCCGUUUUCCCUUUGUAUAGGCUUCACAAAAGAACUCCUUUCUGCUAUUUAUCCUAGGUAUUCCAGUGACAAUGUUCAGACUAACUAGUUUUGCUAGAGAUCCUACACUGAUGUGACCUAGCUUCCUAUGCCAUUCUAGUUGAUCAUUUUUGUCCAUAGACAUCAAACACAUUUCAUUAAAAUCAUUCUUAUCAUUUAGAUUUAUACAGAACAGUUUCCCUUUUCUUUUACCAGUGAACACAAUUUUCUUUGUUUCAAUGUUUUCAACAUAGCAUUUGUUCGGUUCAAAAAUGACUCUGUUUGUGUAAUAUCCCACCCUCACGAAUCGCUUAAUACGUAAAUCUUGUAGGUUAUAAUUCAAGUGUUGGUCACAGUUUCUAUUCGUUCAUAGGGUUAAUGAGAUGAAUGUAAAACAUGUAGAGUACAUCUUCAUAUAGCUAAACUCAGCAUGAUAAGUUCUAUAAUUCCAAACCCAUCCAAGUUAGCCAAACCCGCCCACUCCUGGCGGUUGAGCAAAGGAACCGAUACCACUAGGUUCAUGAACCUUUGAGUAGCUGUUUUGACUUGUAUCUUUAAAUGAGAAGUUAUAUUUCCCACACAUGAGCAGUAGAGCACACGUGGUUAGAGGGUUUUCUUUGGCUUGGGAAAUAAAUGGUAUGGGAUAAAUGCUUUCCCUAGGAACCGAGGAGAUAAAGAGACUUUCCACCACUUCAUAUCUCUGGAGGCAAGUGAGGAUAAAAGAACCAAAACCAUUCCCAUCACUACACCGCCAUCAUCAACCAGCCUCCUCACCAUUACCACCUUUAUCUCUACAAUUGCUUUGGAGAAAGUACAUGUAGCUAGGUGACCGAUUCUAAAAGGGGAGAGUAACCAGUUCCUUCUUGAGAGAUAGCCACCAGUAAUGAGUCCCUCUCAUCAAUAUCACCACCAUCGUUUCUUUUAGAGCUCAGCUAGGCAAGGGGAAUAACAAGGGGUUGGUGGUCAUAUAAGGUAUGGUGAUCCCUUUUCUUAGUUAAUUUAUUUAAGGUGGAUGAUGAAGAGAUGAUACUGGUGCUUAGAGAUCAUUUUCUUGAGGGAAACUAACUAUAAUUUGUCCUUGAAUCUUGUUAUGCAUGCUGAAACCAGCCCAAAGUUUGCAUGCAUGAUUCUUUACUUGGAUUAAAUAAGCAUUUGUAGGGAUUCUAAAAUGCAUCCCAUGACCAGUAAAGAACCGAGUAGUCAUAUGCAUGUACAUGUGGUCAUUUUGGGGUCCAAAUGGGUGACGAGAGUGGGGAAAUGGUGUUAGUAGGCGUGAUUGCCCACCUGUGUUAAAGUAGAGGGACUUAUCCUGAAAAGUGUGGGUAAGAAGAGAUUAAUUGGGAAGAUGAGAAGGAAUGAGUUGCAUGGGAAAGCUAGAAAUUUAAACGAAUCUCAAUUGGUGGGUGGUCAUUAAGUUAGAGAAAAUGGGUUUCAGUUUGUGGGAAACAUAAACUUUGGUGGGAUGGAAAUAUAUGAAAAUAGAAGUAUAUUACUUAUACAUGGUUGUUUAUGUGUGGUACGAGACCUUGAUUGAUUGGGAUUGGGAGUUUUUUGUCCCAUAUGAUAUGGAAUUAAAGAAAGUAUAAAGAUAAUUAAGCAAUUGAGAUGAUUGUGUAUAGCAUCAAUGAGUAUAUGAUAUGAUAUGUGUGCCUACGGGCUUAUGACGUGCUUUACAUGAGUAUUGUCUAACCCAUGAACUACGUGAUCACCUAAUAAAAACAUAAUGGCGCCUUGUUAUGCACUCAUGAAAAGAAAAAGAGAAGAAAAGAGUUAUACGAGAACUCCCUAUAAGGAUUAUCGCCAGGCCUGGCUACGAGUUCACGAGAUAUGUCACUUCGUGCCCACGAGAUUACAAGUUCAUGAGAUAUGGCACUUUGUGCCCACGAGUUUAUGAGAUUUGGCACUUUGUGCCUACGAGAUUACGAGAUCACGAGAUUAUGAGUUCACGAGAUCCCGGGGAGUGCAUAACUUGGCAUUAAAAGUAAAAUGUACAUAAUUUAGCUAACUAUGCUUGUGUUUGAGCCUUUUUACAAGGAUUUUCUGUAAUGUGGUUACGUGAAGUUUCCUACGAUGAGUUCAAUAGAUUGUUCUUGAGAUUGACGUAUUUAUAUGAAGGCUUUACUGUGAUGUGUUCAUGCAAUGAUUCAUUAUGAGAUUGUGUAGUUGUUACAUGCCUCCAUAUGUUGUUGAUUAUAUGGUGAUACCCAAAUGAUGUGUUAGUGAAUGUUUUUUUUUCUGGAUAGGGUUUGAUAUGAGUAACUCAAGGGCGAGUGUGUAUGAUAUGAGAACUGCUUAGAUUGGUUAAUGAACCUUGCAUACAUAGUUGGGUAAAGUACCAUUUAAGCUACUAGAUUCUUUCAGUGAACUUAAGCCCUUGGUGUACCUGAUCACCGUGCGCAACUGGAGUAUAUAUUGGGUUAUUGAUUACUGAUUGAGUGGCGUCUCACCCCCGCCAAUAUUUUUCUCUUUCAGAGCCAAAGCAACAACAGAAGCCUCGGUCGAACCAGUGAAGUCAGCCGGAUGGCUGAAAGGUGUGCGGCGGAACUGAACUCUCCACAUGUUUUCACUUUUGAAGUCGAACUAAAUGUUUUAACGCUUUUAAGUUUUUGUACCCACAAAAUGUUAAACUACUAUGUUGGGUUUGUACUUUGUUUUAAACUCAAACUUUGCAUCGUUCGGUGUUGUGCUUUUGGAUGCUUUGGGAAAACUAGCUUGAAUUUCCUAAGCAAGUGAUGUAAACCGUAUGCUAGUGUUAUGUCCAAGUCUUAAUGUGAAGUUAAAACCUAUGGUUUAAUGAGUAUAUAAUAUGAUGAUGGUUCCAAUAGUACGAGAAGAAGUAGUAGGAUGUUACAAGAAGUAGUAGGGUGUUACAAUUUUUGGUAUCAGAGCUGGGAUGUGAUCCCACGGGAUUAAAGUGAUUUUAAUGAAGUUUUGAAUGGGUUUAUAAUGGAUUUUAAGUUGAAAAUGUAUUUAAGAAAUUGUUUUUGAUUUUGCUCUCCUUGUCGUUUUCAUGUGGAGUUCAGUCAAGGAGGAAGAGAGCGUUCCCCGCCACCUCAAGUAGCAGGUCCAAAUCAGCCUAUUCCCGAAAAUCAAGCUGAGCCUCAGGCUAAUAACCUACCUCAGGUAGUUCCCUAUAAAAGGGAUUAUACUGAGGUGUGGAAGAUGGGUGCUGAGGCCUUUACGGGUUCUAUAGAUCCCAAAGUGGCUGUAGAUUGGCUGAAAAAGACCGAGCGCAUUCUCAAUCAAAUUGGGUGUCCUGAUGACGUCAAGUUUGAUUAUGUUGUAGCUCUCCUCGAAAAAGAUGCUUAUGAGAACAAGCCUCGUACUCAAAGUUACGGGAUCGAAGAUAGGAAACGGAAGUGGAAGGGGUCAUCCUCAGCAGGUCAAAGUCGAGUUUCUAGCUGGGGUCCUAGUAAGGGGAACUUUACUCAGCGUCCUCGAGUAAGUUUCCCUAGGGCGCCUGCUUACCAAACCCAGAUGAAUGCACCUUCACCACCUGAAUGUCAACAUUGUGGAAGGAUGCACCAGGGAGAGUGUCGGAUCGUGACGGGUGCUUGUUUCAAAUGUGGUGGUUUUGGGCAUCUCAUUAAAGAUUGUCCAACUUGGGGAGAUACAGUGCCGGUUCGGUCCCAAACUACUAUGCAGGGAUCCCGAGUGGCCAGUAACUUCUCAAGGGAAAAUUUUAGAGGUGGAUCUAGUAGGGGAGGAGGACGUGGUUCUGAGGUCAGAGGGCAUACAGUUGGUCAAACAGGCAGAGCUGAUAUACAACCACAAGCAUUUGCUAUGACAAGAACAGGGGCGAAUGUAUCUCCAGAAGUGGUUACCGGUAUGGUUCUCAUCCAUGAUAAACCCAUUUAUGCCUUAAUUGAUCCUGGGUCUACUCACUCAUUCGUGUCUCAUAAAUUUUCACAACGUAUGCAUGCUCGACCUGAACUAUUGUCUAGUAACAUAUUUGUGAAAACCCCCGUUGGUGAUACUAUUGUGGUCAAUCAUGUUUAUGUUGGUUGUCCUAUGAUUGUAUCUGGAGUAACGUUGCUUGCUGACUUGAUGAUACUUCCAAUUGAUGAAUUCGAUGUGAUACUGGGAAUGGAUUGGUUGAGUCGACAUAGGGCUGUAGUAAAUUGUCACACAAAAGAAGUGGUAUUUGAGGUACCCGAGCAAGGAAGUGUUGUCUUUAGUGGAAUUAGGCAAGCAGUACCUAGUUGCCUAAUAUCUACUUCCAAGGUGUUGAGCUUAAUUAAGGAGGGGUGUGUGGCCUUCCUUGCCCAUGUAGUAGAGGUUAAAGAAGAGAAAGAUCCAAAAGAUGUAGAAGUAGUGAAUGAAUUCCUGGAUGUGUUUCCAUCCGACCUACCAGGACUACCUCCUGAUCGGGAGGUAGAAUUCACUAUCGAAUUGCUACCGGGCACCGCACCUAUUUCUAUACCACCGUAUAGGAUGGCGCCUGUGGAGUUGAAGGAGCUGAAAGAGCAACUUCAAGAGUUGCUAGAUAAGGGAUUCAUAAGACCAAGUGUGUCACCGUGGGGUGCUCCCGUACUCUUUGUGAAGAAGAAGGAUGGAACCCUACGGUUAUGCAUCGAUUACCGAAGGAUUAACAAGGUGACUGUGAAGAAUAAAUAUCCUUUGCCCCGUAUUGAUGAUUUAUUCGACCAACUGCAAGGGUCAAAAGUCUUCUCCAAAAUUGACCUAAGGUCGGGAUAUCAUCAAUUAAAGGUGGCAGAGGAAGCCAUACCUAAAACGGCUUUUCGUACGAGGUAUGGGCAUUACGAAUUUCUUGUUAUGCCAUUUGGACUAACGAAUGCUCCAGCUGCUUUUAUGGCGUUGAUGAACAAGGUCUUCCAAGAGUACCUAGAUAAGUUUGUGAUAGUUUUCAUUGACGAUAUCUUGGUGUACUCUCGAAGUGAAGAAGAGCAUAGGGAGCAUUUGAGGAUAAUCCUUCAAAUCUUGAGGGAAAAGCAGUUGUAUGCUAAAUUUAGCAAGUGUGACUUCUGGAUGGAUCAAGUUAUAUUUCUGGGACAUAUUGUUUCCGGAAGGGGAAUUGAAGUUGAUCCGAAGAAGGUGGAAGCCGUGGUGAAGUGGGAACCACCGAGGAGUGUACCCGAGUUGCGAAGUUUCUUGGGAAUGGCAGGUUAUUACAGAAGGUUCAUCGAGGGAUUUUCUAUCAUUGCCUCGCCAUUGACAAAAUUGUUGAGGAAAGAUCAUCCUUAUGUGUGGAAUUCUGAAUGCCAAGCCAGUUUUGAGGAACUAAAGACGAAACUCACAACUGCACCUGUCUUGGCACUACCAGCAGGGGCAGGUGGUUUUGUGGUUUAUAGUGACGCCUCGCAUCAAGGCUUGGGGUGUGUUCUAAUGCAGAAUGGGAAGGUGAUUUCUUAUGCCUCAAGACAAUUGAGUCCAUAUGAAAAAUCCUACCCUAACCACGACCUCGAAUUGGCGGCAGUGGUUUUUGCUCUAAAAAUUUGGAGACACUACUUGUAUGGUGAAACGUUCCAAAUCUUCACUGACCACAAGAGUCUGAAGUACCUGAUGGAGCAAAAAGAGUUGAACCUGAGGCAAAAAAGAUGGGUGGAAUUGUUGAAAGAUUAUGACUGUACUAUUGAGUACCAUCCGGGUAAAGCCAAUGUUGUAGCAGAUGCUUUAAGCCGAAAAUCAAAACACUCAGAUUCGCAGUCAACGUUAAAUCCCACUCGGGAAAUGCUAGCAUUACAGGCAUUGAAUGCAAAUCUUAGUGUGGAUAAUGAUGGGGUGUCAUUAGCUACUCUACAAGUAUGGUCAAUCUUACGAGAAAGGAUUCAACAAGCUCAAAAUCAUGAUCCUUUUCUUAACAAGAUAAUAGAAGAGAUUAAAAACGGGAAGGAUGGAAAGUUUGAAUUCAAGAAUGAAGUCCUUUUACUAAACGGUAGAUUAUGUGUUCCUAAUGUGGAUGAAUUGCGUAGGGAGAUCUUGGAGGAAGCUCACUCCUCUCCUUAUGCGAUGCAUCCUGGUGCAACAAAAAUGUACCGGUCAUUGAGAUCACAUUAUUGGUGGCCCGGAAUGAAGAAAGAAGUGGCAGAGUAUGUGUUGACAUGUUUAGUAUGUCAACGAGUGAAAGCUGAACACCAAGCACCUGCAGGGAAGUUACAACCAUUACCCAUUCCAGAAUGGAAGUGGGAAAAAGUUACUAUGGAUUUUGUCUACGGUUUGCCUAGAACUCAAAAGAAGAAUGAUGCCAUUUGGGUUAUUGUGGAUCGACUAACCAAGUCGGCUCACUUUAUUCCAAUAAGAUGGGGGUGUUCUUUGGAGCAUCUGGCAAAAAGGUAUGUAGAAGAGAUCGUACGAUUGCAUGGGGUACCUAUAUCUAUAGUAUCUGACCGAGAUCCGAGGUUUACCUCGCGGUUCUGGCGAAGCCUACAAGAUGCUUUGGGUACUCAAUUGAACUUUUCUACUGCCUUUCAUCCUCAAACCGAUGGGCAAUCUGAGCGUACCAUACUCACCCUGGAGGAAAUGUUAAGGGCUUGUGUCAUGGAUUUCCAUGGCUCAUGGGAUGAACAUCUACCAUUGAUAGAAUUUGCAUACAACAACCAAUAUCAUAGUAGCCUUGGGAUGGCACCAUAUGAAGCGUUGUAUGAGAGAAAAUGUAGAUCUCCGGUUUGUUGGGAUGAAGAGGGCUUGAGACAACUUGAAGGGCCGGAAAUAGUGCAAGCUACAGUGGAUAAAAUUAAAGUAAUUCGAAAUCGGUUGAAAGCUACCCAAGAUCGGCAUAAAAGCUAUGCCGAUGCUCAUCGACGAGAAAUGGAGUUUAAUGUAGGUGACAAGGUGUUUUUGAAAGUGUCACCGUGGAGAGGAAUCUUUCUGGGGGUAAGGCUAAUUUAUAGGCUACUGGACCUAUCUUCUCCAAAAUCUCAUAGGGUCCAAUAUACCUAGGGUUCGGCAGAAGCUUUACCCUAAUAUAUAUAUAUAUAUAUAACAAAACCAUUCUCACACAAAGAGUGUAUGUGAGAUAUGGCAAAACUACAAACUUGUCCCUCAACUAAGUAAGGAGGAUGGACCGUAAUAUCCCAACUCUCGAUGUUCGGCUACCUAAUAAGUUAGCUUCACUUCCCUCCCCCAGUUGACGCAUACAAACAAACCCAGCUUCACGAGCUAGGAUUCCUCAGACUGUUAUCUUACCGACUACAGCAUCUGCAUAUGCCUCACUAGUCCCGCCUCCAGGAAUCAAGUAAUUACGGUUUGUGUAGCUUUGUGGGCCUCGACACGCGUUUUUAGUACGUAAAUCAUAUCGUGAUCCAUGAUCGUUCGAUAUAAGCGGGUUGUAACCAUAUAAAUGUUCACAAAUUGA